Messenger RNA from Phragmites australis (common reed), 647 nucleotides. RefSeq lists its product as uncharacterized. Bases 2 to 580 code for a protein of 192 amino acids. NCBI's taxonomy places the organism in Eukaryota, Viridiplantae, Streptophyta, Magnoliopsida, Poales, Poaceae. The transcript has a single exon. The record is from RefSeq and is a predicted model, not a curated record.
UAUGGGGAACACGCCGUCGUGCAUACCGCUGGUGCCUGGCGGCGGCUGCUCGCCCUCGUUGUCGACGACGACCAAGGUCAUCCACGCGGACGGCACGGUCACGCGGCUGGCGCGCCCGGUGCGCGCGUCCAAGCUCAUGCUCGACCACCCGGGCCAGUUCGUCUGCGACUCCGGCCGCCUCGCCGUGGGAUGCCGCGUGCCGGGCGUGGCCGCCGACGAGCUCCUCCAGCCGCGCCGCGCGUACUUCCUCCUGCCCAUGGACAUGCUCUACUCCGUGCUCACCGACGAGGAGAUGGCCGCCCUGUCCGAAUUCCACGCCGCCACGGCCGCCGCGUCGUCGUGGAAGAGGAUCACCACCGCUCAUGGCCGCGACCAUGACCGGAGCGCGAGCAGUUCAGCGAAGGACAGCUGCAACGAUGGCGCCAGGGUCUAUCCGAUGCUCGGCCUGCUAGAGGCCGAUCUCGGCGCCGCUCAACCCAAACGCGCCGCCGCUGGCGUCAACAAGUCGAGUGGCGCCGCCGUCCUGAGGCGGCACCGAUCGUGGCAGCCGGCGCUGGACACCAUCGAGGAGGUUCCAUGAGUCCAUGACGCGGCGGUCGGUAGACCGGUCGCUGCAGGAGUAAGCAGCUUUGGCUCCGCUGGUGGUA